Molecule: messenger RNA, 3568 nt
Organism: Papilio polytes (common Mormon)
Lineage: Eukaryota; Metazoa; Arthropoda; Insecta; Lepidoptera; Papilionidae
Gene: HisRS
Product: histidine--tRNA ligase, cytoplasmic
Exons: 9
Coding region: 166-1992 (608 amino acids)
Biological process (GO): histidyl-tRNA aminoacylation; mitochondrial translation
Cellular component (GO): cytoplasm; mitochondrion
Molecular function (GO): ATP binding; histidine-tRNA ligase activity
Source: RefSeq, a predicted model, not a curated record
AUUGACAUUGACAGAUUGCGAAGCAGAAAAACGAAAUGAAAGGAGCUGUGUAGCGUGAGGUUAACCUACAAUUAUUUAUUAGAUACCGUUCUUACUUUUACUUUACUAUUAGCCUUGACUGGUCGUGACUGAAAGCACUAGAUACACAUUUUUACUUGUGUUAUAAUGGCUGAAUCUCAAGAAACUUUGCUUCAACAAAUAAAGGAACAGGGUGACAUCGUGAGGAAGUUAAAAGCUGCGAAGGAAUCAGGAGAUAAGCAGAAGAAGGCGGAAAAAUGUAUUUACAAUCUUGAAGAAAUAGAUAAACAUUUAUCUCAGUUUAGUUACUUGAGUGGAUACACUCCCACUCAAUUAGAUUUAGAGAUUUUAAAUAAAUUAGGUCAAGAUAUAAAUAUUCAAAAAUAUAAAUACAUGAAGAGGUGGUUUUACCAUAUGCGGAGUUUCAAUGAGUCCGAAAUAAGUCUUUUUCCUGUAUCUUGCUCUCCAAAUGCAUUUAAUAAUCUGCAAAUAGGCAAUGAUAAGUCCUAUGAUGAGCAGAUUCAAGUCGAAGUUAGCAAGUUAUUGGCUUUAAAAGCGCAGCUUGGAACUGAAGAUGCAUCAUCACAAAAGUUUGUCCUCAAAACUCCAAAAGGAACGAGAGAUUACAAUCCACAACAAAUGACAAUCAGAAACAAUGUGUUACAAAAGAUUAUUACAGUUUUCAAGAAGCAUGGAGCUGAAAGUAUUGAUACUCCAGUUUUUGAGUUGAAGGAAGUACUUACAGGAAAAUAUGGUGAAGAUUCAAAAUUAAUCUAUGAUUUAAAAGAUCAGGGAGGUGAAAUCCUUGCCUUGAGAUAUGAUCUCACAGUACCAUUAGCCAGAUAUCUGGCGAUGAGCAAGAUCAACACUCUGAAGAGAUAUCACAUAGCUAAAGUAUAUAGAAGAGAUAAUCCAGCUAUGACAAGAGGAAGGUAUAGAGAGUUUUAUCAAUGUGAUUUUGAUAUUGCCGGUCAAUAUGAUCUGAUGGUCCCAGAUGUAGAAUGUCUCAAAGUGGUGACUGAGAUUUUAGAUGCCCUUGACAUUGGAAAGUAUGUACUGAAGGUCAAUCAUAGAAGACUACUUGAUGGAAUGUUUGAAGCUUGUGGGGUUCCUGUUGACAAAUUUCGUUCAACAUGCUCAACUGUGGAUAAAUUAGAUAAGUCGCCUUGGGAGGAAGUUAGGACAGAAAUGAUAAAUGAGAAAGGUAUUACACCAGACGCUGCUGAUAGGAUAGGAGAAUAUGUGCGCUUGAAUGGUGGCGCAGAGUUAGCCGAGAAAUUAUUAAAAGAUGAAAAAUUGUCUAAAUCCAAAGCGGCAGUGGAAGGGUUGGAAGGAAUUAAGUUAUUACUGAAGUAUAGUGAAUUAAUGGGUAUUAACGACAAGAUUUCGUUCGACUUAAGUUUAGCAAGAGGAUUGGACUAUUACACUGGAGUUAUUUAUGAAGCUGUUUUGAUACAACCAAUCAAAGUUGGAAAUGAGGAGCUUGCAGUUGGAUCGAUAGCGGGGGGCGGCAGAUAUGAUAACCUUGUUGGCAUGUUCGAUUCCAAAAACAAGCAGGUGCCGUGUGUAGGAGUGAGUAUUGGCGUGGAGCGCAUAUUCUCUAUAUUGGAGGCAAAAUUAGCCUCAGGUGAUAUUAAUGUGCGUACAAAUGAUGUACAAGUUUACGUGGCUUCAGCUCAGAAGAACUUUCUAGAAGAACGUAUGAAGAUCUGUGCUGAACUAUGGAAUGCGGGGAUCAAGACUGAACAGUCAUACAAGAAGAAUCCCAAAAUGUUAAAUCAAUUACAACAUUGUGAAGAGAAUGGCAUACCGUUAGCGGUGGUCCUUGGGGAGUCGGAGCUGAAACGUGGCGUUGUCAAGAUUAGAAACAUUACCUCCAGAGAGGAACAAGAAGUCCAGCGAAAUGAUCUCGUACAAGAACUCAAACAACGGAUAGACGCGUUAAAUGUUAAAGAAAUUAAUGGUUCAGUAUGAAUGAACGGAGGUAAAUUUAAUUAAAUAACCUUAAUUAAAAAAACUCGAUUCAUUUUAUAGGAUAUACUUGAAAACAACUAUAAAUUUAGAAAUAAUAUACAAUAUUGUGAGUGACAUAUCUGGUUUAUUUCCAUUGUAUAAUUCAUAAGCCGUCUUGUUAUUUAAAGCUAGAUGUUGAUUAUGAUUCUGUAAAUAAACUGCGGUAUUAGUGGCUUUGGCCCAAAACUCCUUGCUAAGGUUUACAUCUGCAUAUCAUUCAUUGCAUUCUGUUCAUAUAAUUGAGAUAUUUACUGUUAACAUGGCCUAAUCACUUAUGCCAAAUAUCUGAAACAGUUAAAUUAGCCAUUGUUUUUUUACACUAAUUAACUUGUAUACACCUUUAUACAACUCUGCUACUAAUUUGUUAUCUCGAUUAUAAACUUCACAGCCUUUAUAACUAAUUAUUUUACGGCUUUUACUCACGUCUAAACGUGAAACGUAAACCAAGUUAUUAAGUUCUGGCUUUGAUAGCACAUCCACUUGUCUUUACAGUCUGUUUUAUCAGUUGCCUAGUCAUCGUCUGAGUAGGCUAUAAGUUUUGUGAACUCUUCAGUCUUCCUAAAAAUCAGUCCCUGACGAGAAGUUAAAUGAAAAUGAAAAAAAAAAAUAUUUUUAGAAAACAUUCAAUUUCAAUUUAUAUUUUUUUACACAAUGUACACAAUCUAAAAUUAACACAAACAGUAAAGUGUGUAAAUAAGUAUGAAAGCGAAGCUGUAGGCUAGUUUGCUUAUUAGCAAAUUGUUCAGUUACCUUUCAUACUAGUAUAAAACUAUUACGGCAGGGCAGUAGAGCCAGUUACUGUGAUUAUCUGUUAGAACUUGUUACAGUACAGGCCGGCAGUUCCUUUAACAUAACUUAACACUCUCUUACUUGCUAACCACAACUCUUGUGUAUCUAGAAAUCUUAAGAAUGAUACAGCAUAAGUAAUAUCUGGACUUUACAUAGAAAUGUAUAACAAAGAUCCUAUUAAUUCCUUAAAAGGUACUUUAAUCACUGGAGGUAAUGGAAUGUUUACAUUAAAACUAAUUUCAAAUGGUGCUUGAUUUUGCAAUCUUGCAUGUGAUAUUUCUCCAAAAGUCAUCGACUCAAUUUCUGAAGUUUUUGUUGUGUUGAUAUUUUUUUUGCACCGUGAGCACUUACGCCUUGUCGCCAACGCUAACAUUGACAUGUUGUUUUUCUUAAUUGACAUUGGUAUUGAUUUCUACUUGUAAAUACUUGCAGAGUUAAAAUAAUUUUUGAACAUCAGAUUAUGAUGAGUUUUUGUCAAUCAAAAUCUGAAGUCUGUUUAAUUGAUAAACUAACACCAUUUUUUGUAAAUUUCUUCUUUAUUUUUCCUUAACUCAUUUUACAAUAUAACAAAAUUCUACAGAAACAUUUUUUCAUCUUGACAUUUUGUUUUCAUUACGCAUCACUUUUUCAUCAUUUUUUAUUCCAUUACAAUGUCUAUUCAGCCAGUAGUACAUAUAUUGUAACAUUUGUAAUAACAAAUUACAAUUUUACAAUUGCUGAUUACACAACAUACCAACUUAUUCUUCUU